Molecule: messenger RNA, 1437 nt
Organism: Gaeumannomyces tritici R3-111a-1
Lineage: Eukaryota; Fungi; Ascomycota; Sordariomycetes; Magnaporthales; Magnaporthaceae
Exons: 1
Coding region: 64-1404 (446 amino acids)
Molecular function (GO): catalytic activity
Source: RefSeq, a predicted model, not a curated record
GAUAUCGACAUGCCACUUUCCCAAUCCGGUCCCCAAGCCUAACCACAUGCAGAGUUCCCGCUCAUGAUGGACGCCCUCAUGAUGGACGCCCCAACCGCCGUUCCCGUCCUCCCGUCCCACCAGUUCUACAACGACGGCCAGCUCCUGAUCGGCCACUCCCGCUACCCUACGACGCCGGGGCACGCCUUGGCAAUCGUCCAGUCCGGCACGGACCUGUUCUCGCUCGGGCGAGACGAGUUUGUCAAUGUCCUGACCAAGAUCUCGAAGGCAGCGUCGCUCCUUUGCGCGCGCCACGCGGUGGAAUGCUGCGCGCUCGUGGCAGAAGGCGGUAGUUCUCUGUCCCUCCUGCCGCUGCACGGGCUGGGCGAGGACUGGAGGCCGGUCAACAGCAUGAGGGAGUUUCACAAGAGCUUCCCGGGAUACAUCUCCUCAAAGGACGGACGCAUGAUGCUGCCCAUCGUGCUAGAUGACAUCUAUUCCAAGAUCCAAGCCGUCUCCGGGUUAUCCGCCCCGUUCGACUACCGGUUCGACGGCGCCGAGGAUGACACAAGCCUCUUCGCUCGCAUCAUCCGAGGCGAAGUCCCAGAACGCCGCGUGUGGGAAGACGACCACCACGUCGCCUUUCUCACCGUUUUCGCCAACACCCCCGGCGUCACGAUUCUCGCCCCACGAAAGCAUCUGCCCGGCGACAUCUUCUCCAUAGACACGCCGGCCUUUUCCGAGCUGAUGAGGGCGGCUCACCGCGUUGCCGGAAUCCUCAAGGAGGCUUUCGGAACGAGCCGAUGCGGCAUGAUCUUCGAGGGAUUCGGAAUCGACUACGCGCACGUUAAGCUCAUCCCCAUACACGUCGCCGACGCCGCGGGUGGCGACCCGGGAACAGCCGGGCCAACCGUGACGGUGGCGCCGUUCCUGGAGACGUACCAGGGUUACGUGACCUCGCUCAACGGGCCUCUGCUCGAGGAUUCCGAAUCCCUCGCGCGCACCACGCUCGACAUCCGGAACAUGUACCGCGUCGAACCCGCCAGGCCGCCGCGGUCCUGGGCCCUUCCGUUACAGCACUUAUCCUUCGUCCUCCGAAAUCCCUGGUACAAAAACCUUUUCCUCGCCCAGGAUGCCCUGUUCCACACUUCGGUCACCUUCUUCCGGGAGAAGCUCGGCUACAAGUACUGCUUCGUGCCGGCGACCACGAACGCCGUCAGCUCGCGGAUGGGACUGGGCUCCGACUCGGAGCCCGUACCCGUCCUCUUCCUCGGCCAGGAGAUACAUCUCGCGGACUCGAUGCAGUUUUCCUUGGAGUGCAUCCUCCGCAUCCAAGACGGUGUACCCGGCGUCUACCACGUCAACACCUCUUGUUCCCUCAGUAGUGGCCUGUCUGCCCUGCCGCCUCUUCUAGUUACAUGGUAAAAUGAAUGCAAUGCCAAACUUUCUCUUCGCAAA